UGCAGUGUUUUUUAACUGACAUCGCAUUCCUAAUUGAAGUGUGUUUUAAAAGUAAGGGUGAUGUCUAUUCUGCUCUAAAAGAACGAGAACCAGUGCAGUCCCAAAUUUUAACCCAACAACAUCGUUUGAAUAAAUUUAAUUUUUCCAUUUAUUGUUUAACAUAUCAAAUUAAUAUGAAUUUAAGUAAAGCUGUGAGGCAUCUACCCAAUAAAUAUUGUUUUUUCAAUGGUUUUAAUCAUAUCGUGAAUUUAUCAACAAAAUGUGAACCUACAGCCCCAAAAGUUAAUACUGACCAAAUCCCAGGUCCAAAAUCUUUGAAAUUACUUAAAGAACUAAGUCAAUUACAGAAUCCUGGAUCAGUUCAGUUUUUUGCUGACUACGACAAAUCAAUUGGAAAUUAUAUUGUCGAUGUCGAUGAUAAUAUUUUACUGGACACGUACACCCAAAUAUCAUCUGUUCCACUAGGUUACAAUAACCCUAGAUUGCUAAAUGUUUUUCGAAAUGACCAUAAUUUAAAGACACUGAUAAAUAGACCAGCUUUGGGAGUUUUUCCCGGCAAAGAAUGGCCAGAAAUGUUGAAUUCAGUUUUAUUGCCGGUCGCUCCAAAAGGACUCAAUAAUAUCACAACAAUGAUGUGUGGAUCGUGUUCAAAUGAAAAUGCAUUCAAAAAUAUAUUCAUUUGGUAUACCCGAAAACAAAGAGGCCUCGAUGUCAAAUUUAGCAAAGAAGAAAUGGACUCAUGCAUGAUCAACAUGGCACCAGGAUCACCAAAACUCAGUAUUCUUUCCUUCAAGGGAGCUUUCCAUGGCAGGACCCUGGGAGUUUUGUCAACAACGCACUCCAAAUAUAUUCACAAGAUCGAUGUACCCGCAUUUGAUUGGCCCAUUGCAUCAUUUCCAAAAUACAAAUAUCCUUUGGCCGAGAAUGAAAAGGAGAACAAAGCCGAAGAUCUUCGCUGUUUAGCCGAAGUUGAGGAUCUCAUUACACAGUAUAAGACCAAAGGUAUUCCAGUUGCUGGCAUUUGCGUUGAACCUAUUCAAAGUGAAGGCGGUGACAACGAGGCAUCUCCUUAUUUUUUCCAACAACUUCAGGCAAUUGGCAAAAAACACGGAUGUGCAUUACUUAUCGACGAGGUGCAAACUGGUGGUGGUCCAACUGGCAAGAUGUGGUGUCACGAGCACUUUAACCUACCAUCGCCUCCUGAUGUUGUGACUUUCAGCAAAAAAAUGCAAAUCGGUGGCUAUUUCCAUAGUGAUGAGUUCAAGCCAGCUGAACCGUUCCGAGUAUUCAAUACCUGGAUGGGAGAUCCCUCAAAAAUUCUUAUCCUUGAAGAGAUCUUGAAAGUCAUCAAAGAUGAAAAUCUUCUCGACAGGGUACGCAAAACUGGAGAUGUUCUAAAAUGUGGACUUAUGAAUAUUGAGAAAGAAUUUCCGCAUUUGCUGAAUUCCACAAGAGGCCGUGGAACGUUUUUGGCUAUAAACCUAAAAGAUUCUGCUGCCAGAGAUAAAGUAAUAAACAAACUAAAAAUGAAAGGUAUCCAAUCGGGUGGCUGCGGAGAUGUUUCUAUACGUUUACGACCUGCACUGAUUUUCGAAGAAAAACACGCACAUCUAUUUUUAGAAAAGUUUAGAGAAGCUGUUCGAGAAAUGUAAGCUUUUUCACCUUAAACGCGCAACGCACAAUAUUGCUCAAAUAAAAAAAAGAAAACGUUCAAGAAUUUUUUUUAUAUGUCGAUAUAUAAAAAAAUGAAGAUAGCAUUUUGUUGAAUUAUAAAAUAUCUUUACGUAUAAAUGUAUUUUUUUAUUAUAAAUAUUUUUAGGUAAAUAAAAGUAUGUUUUUGUUCCUUAUUUAUCUGAAAUAAACACAAAUAUUGCCAAAAGCCACACAAAAAUUGCCAAUUUAAUAAACUUAGUUAUAGAGUAACCAAAA
Eupeodes corollae is the source of this 1929-nucleotide messenger RNA. It is a transcript of the gene Gabat, whose product is annotated as 4-aminobutyrate aminotransferase, mitochondrial. NCBI's taxonomy places the organism in Eukaryota, Metazoa, Arthropoda, Insecta, Diptera, Syrphidae. The coding region runs from base 174 to 1652 and encodes 492 amino acids. Gene Ontology annotation, molecular function: pyridoxal phosphate binding. Gene Ontology annotation, biological process: GABA catabolic process. Gene Ontology annotation, cellular component: mitochondrion. The record is from RefSeq and is a predicted model, not a curated record. The transcript has 5 exons.